AUGGCGGGUUAUUCAAACAGAUCUCCUUCUCCACUUUCCACCAGGCCCAUCAAUCCAAAUCCCAAAAUUUCUGAAGUUAAUUCUGGACCCAGAAGGAGUUUCACUGGAAAUUCUCGCCCCUCGGUUCACACGAAUCCGAGAAAUUUUUACCCCAGUACCCCUGCCAAUAGCCCUUCAGAUUUUGCAAGAAGACGAUCGGUGGGGAAAGAAGGCAUAUUUGCUUCGAAAGAUCAUGAUGAAAAAGAGAAUGAUGAAAAAGCUCACAACUUAAAAGCAGCAAAGAUCCGGGAGGUGGGUUCGGGUUCCAAGAAUUUCAUGUCUCCAACGAUUUCUGCAGCAUCCAAGUUCACCCCAUCACCAAGAAAGAAAGCAUUGGUGGAGAGAAAUGACCCGGUUCGGACUUCAAUGUCGCUGUCCGAUGGAAAAGCUUUGUUUUUCUCUGCGGAUUUUGAAGAUACCGAGCCAAAAUUUGAUAUGGAUUCAAAUCUGAACAAGAUCUCGGAGAGUUCUCUCUACCCGAAAGUAUCUGAUGAAGUAUCUGAUAAGGCAGAGAGAAAGUCUGUUCUCGAAGGUCCUCCAGCUUCUAAGCCGUUGAAGAAAGUGACAUUCUUAGAGGUACCUUCAGAUUCUAAGAAUACAUUUGAUUCGAUGUCGGAUUCAGUAAUUAUAGAUUCUGAUUGUUUUAAUGAGAACAAGACUUCUUGUUCAUAUGAAUCCCCUGUUAUAGCCCCACUUGAUGCUGACCCUUCCAUGCCUCCUUACGACCCUAAAACCAAUUACCUUUCUCCAAGGCCUCAGUUUCUUCAUUAUAAACCAAAUCCUCGAAUCGAAAUUCUUUUGAACAAGCGAAAGGGGAUCGAUUCUGAUGAAUUCAACAAGUUAGAAGAUAGUUUUAUGACAGAAAUUAUGUCCGGAAACAGUUCAGACUCUGAUGGCACAGAAGAGUCUACGCAGCAAGAAGAAUCAGAGGAUACUUCUUCAAUCGAAAUGGUGUUGGAAUUAGAUGAAAAAGAAGAAGAUAUGGUGCUGGGAGUAGAUGAAAAAGAAGAAGAGACUCGUGUUUCUGAUUCAUUACCCAUCAGUGCAACUGUUCCUGGUGUAAUUCCUGAUGGCACAGAAGAGUCUACGCAGUCUACGCAGAAAGAAGAAUCAGAGGAUACUUCUUCAAUCGAAAUGGUGUUGGGAUUGGAUGAAAAAGAAGAAGAUAUGGUGCUGGGAGUAGAUGAAAAAGAAGAGACUCGUGUUUCUGAUUCAUUACCCAUCAGUGCAACUGUUCCUGAUGUAAUUUCUGAGGGGAAUUUUGAGGCGAAAAGGGAUAAGAGACCAUCAUGGGUUUUCCCUAGAUUGAAUUGGGUUUCUUUGCUUUUGAUAUUCUUGAUUGCAUGUGUAUCAGUAUCGGUUACUGAUUUGCCAGUCACUUGUACGUCUAGGCUUAAAGAUUUGAGCCUAACUAAUCUUUUUUAUGAAUCAAGUGCUGCUGCUUUUACGAAAACAAAUUUGGAUAGAUUUGUCAGAUAUGUAAAUCCGUAUUCAGUUAAUUCUAUUUCCUAUAUCUCUAAGCUGAUUACUGUUUUUGGUAGAGAAGAUAAACUGGGAACUUUGCAGUUCUUGAACUUGACUGAUUUACAGAAGGAGAUAAUGAUUGAUGAACACUUUAUGAAUAAGCAGUUCAGCAAAGAAUUCGAUGAAAAUGAGAUGGAAGAGGAUGUAGACACUGAAUUUCAGGAAUUUGAAGAGGAAGUUUCUGCAGAGGUUGAUUCUGAUGAGAUCAUUGACCAGGAAAUGGAAGAGGUACCAAAUGUAUUAGAAGAAAAUGAAAUGGAAGAGGAUUUAGACACUGAACCGUGGGAAUUUGAGGAUGAAGUUUCUGCAGAGAUUGAUUCUGAUGAGAUCAUUGAUAAGGAAGUCGAAGAAGUAUCCCCAGCUACUCCAGCACAGCAUGCAGAAUCAACGCCUCGCAAUCAAGAAAACUUAAAGAAUGAACGAGAGAUUGUCUCUUAUAUCAAUGCUGAGCAGCAGAGUGACACAAUCUUCGAAGAUCUAUUGGCUAUUGAUUUGUCGGAUCUUGAAAUUCAAAGUGAAGCCAAUAUUGUUAAGCCUGAAGUAAUUGCAACUAAGAAAAUCAAAGGUGGCAAUGGUCCUGAUUCAAGUACACAGGCUGAUCUUACGUUGUUGGAUCAUGAAACCUUAUCUAAAAUUGAUUCCCUGGGUAAAGGUGUCGAGGGUACACCAGUGGUGGAGUCAACACUUAGUCGAGUAGAUGGUAAAUUUGCUGUUGAGGGAGUUUCUUACCUAGUUGUUGCAUUAUUGACAGCUGCAGCUUUCAUCCAUAGGAAUCGAAGAACUUCUAAGUCAUCAAAUGCUGUCCCUUAUACGGAUCCAUUGUUGAGGAAGAAGACAAUCUCUGGAUUAGCUGUUGAUGCAGAACCUUCCUUUCAGAAUUGGACAACAGAGGAUGUGAUUGGAGAGUCGUUGUGUCCUUCAGAAAUGAGCAGUUUCGAGAAGAACUCGUUGGCUCACAGCGUAAAAGGAGUAUCAAAUGAAGCUCAAAGCCAUGACCGGAACACAAGGAAAUAUUUGAAAAGGGAGUCAUUGGCUUCUUCAUCGGAAUAUUCUGGUUCACCUUCAUAUGGAAGCUUCACCACUUACGAGAGGAUCCCAAUCAAGCAUGUUAAUGGAGAUGAUGAAAUUAUUACGCCGGUGAGGCGCUCGAGCAGACUCAGGAAACAGCUAAUGAAAUACAGUCCAUCAACACUCACAAUUUCAUCUCAAUCGAGAUACCAAAGAAAUUUCAGCUCUUUCUGCUCGGCUUUCAGUUCUAGGCUUCGGUAUUCAAGAAUUGUGCUCCAUAAUAGGAGGUUAAGGGUCUUUUGUAAGCCUCAAGAUAGUGAAAUUCAAAGCAAUGGUGAAGAACCUCCUGAGUCAUUGUUUAUGAAAGAACUAAAGAGACGAGGUAUGUCACCUACUUCAUUGCUUGAGGAAAAGAACAGAAGCAUUGAGGGUGAUGAUAAAAUGAAAUUCAAAAAAGAUGGGAAUUUCUCACGUAGAAAUGCAGUGAGAACAGAUUCUGAAGAAAACCUAUUUAAUCAAAGAGAGCAGUCUCUGGCACUGAACAGUGAAGGCCUUGAGGGUUUGAUUCCACGGGCUAAACUUUUGCUUACCCUUGGCGGGACUUUCUUUUUGGCAUUUUGGCCAUUGAUUCUCAUAACUGUUGCAUCAUUUGCUGCUCUGUAUCUGUAUUUUGGACAAUCUUUUGUUCAUGAUGGAAAUGAAACUCCUGCCAAUUCACCUCAAUAUAUAGAUCCAUAUGCACUACUCGAAGAAGAAAGGAUAUAUCAAACAGCCCCUAGUCUAAAUUAA
This is a messenger RNA of Fraxinus pennsylvanica, 3360 nucleotides long. The record is from the annotation of a GenBank genome assembly. Lineage: Eukaryota; Viridiplantae; Streptophyta; Magnoliopsida; Lamiales; Oleaceae.